Diorhabda sublineata is the source of this 821-nucleotide messenger RNA. RefSeq lists its product as uncharacterized. The record is from RefSeq and is a predicted model, not a curated record. The transcript is spliced from 4 exons. Lineage: Eukaryota; Metazoa; Arthropoda; Insecta; Coleoptera; Chrysomelidae. Gene Ontology annotation, biological process: regulation of synaptic transmission, cholinergic; positive regulation of voltage-gated potassium channel activity; sleep. The coding region runs from base 1 to 606 and encodes 201 amino acids.
AUGAAAGUCCUACGAACAAUUACUGGAAAAACGCUCCUAGACAGGGAACGUAGCGACGACAUAAGGCAAAAAUGCACAGUGGAAAAUAUUAACGAAUGGGUACUGAGCAGAAAGCGCGAAUGGGACGAACAAAUAAGUAAAAUGAGCGAGGAAAGAAUAUCAAACAGUUCUGUGGCGAUCAAAAAAGUAGCAGAAUGGAGUUCGGUACAUGGUUUUAGGCGCAAAAGCUUGUGUCUUCGAUGCUAUGAAUGUGUAUCAAGAUUGGGUCCAGCGGAUACAGAUGCUUGCUUAACUGGAGAUCGCAACCAACUUCCCAGAGUACGAUGUAUAGGACCGUCAGUAUGUGCUACUUAUCAUUAUCAAAGUACAAUACCAGGAACACCUACAAUAAAUCAUGUUACAAGAGGAUGUCAAUUACUACGUUACGGAGGUAGCUGUGAAGAUAUUUUCAAUGAUUUAAGAUCAAGAGGAGAAGUACUGCCAGGGCAACAUACAUGUGCAACAUGCAGUGGAGAUCUCUGUAAUUCUACAACGUCUCUUAAGGCUUUGUGUUCCUUAAUUUCAAUUUGUAUUUUCAGUAGUCUUUAUUUCUCACUUUUGAGAUAAAAUUUGAAAGUACUCUUGUAAUUUUUUGUAACAGAUUACUGCCAGUUUCACAAAGAUGAAUGAACUUUCUUCAUACUACUUUGUACUCCUUUUCCACAAACCCAGUUUUUGUUGAUAAUGCUCACAUUAAUCUUAGUACCUCCAAUAUUUGAUGCUCAUAUUCGCUGAAAAUUUUGUGUCGAUCUUUUCAUUUGAUCAUAAUUUUUUGAGUGAUU